UCCAACCUUUGUUUCAUUAAAGGCUGUGAUGGCAAGUGACUUUGCAAUCCCGAGGUUCAGGCAUUUGGAGAAGCUUUUGCUCGUUCAUGGCCACUGGUGUUAUUCCCGGCUCGCCAACAUGGUGCUGUAUUUCUUCUACAAAAAUGCAAUGUUUGUGGCCCUUCUCUUCUGGUACCAGUUCUACUGUGGGUUCUCUGGCUCAUCAAUGAUUGAUCAGUGGUACCUGAUCUUCUUUAAUUUAUUCUUCUCUUCCCUUCCACAACUCAUUACUGGUGUGCUGGACAAGGAUGUACCAGCUGAAGUGUUAAUUGCUGUACCUCAGCUUUAUAAAAGCGGACAGAAUAUGGAGGAGUACCAACCACACAUGUUUUGGAUGAACAUGAUUGAUGCUAUGUAUCAAAGCCUGGUUUGCUUCUUCAUCCCCUAUUUUACUUACUAUGAUUCAGAGGUGGAUAUCUUCUCUUGGGGAACUCCCAUCACCACAAUAGCUCUUUUCACCAUCAUCCUGCAUUUGGCUAUUGAAACCAAAACUUGGACUUUUCUCCACUGGUCAUCUUGCAUCUUCAGUAUCAUUUUAUUCUUCUUUGUGGCUCUGGUUUACAAUGCUUCCUGCCCAGCCUGCCAUCCUCCAUCCAAUCCCUACUGGACCAUGGAAAGGCUGAUGGGAGACCCUAUGUUCUAUUUCACUUGCAUUAUAUCACCAGUUGUUGCAUUGCUGCCCAGAUUCCUGUACAGAACCCUUCAGGGAACACUGUUCCCAACCCAGCUGCAGCUUGGACGCCAGCUGAGUAAACUGUCCCCAGAGACUCGCUCCCAGCUGCUCACCAAGUUGAAUGUAAAGGAGACAGCAUGUCAGACACGGCUCUUUGCAGACAGCUUCUCCCCGAGCCUUGGCUCAAAUGCUAGUGAUUCUUACAAGGCUGAUAACCAAAGCACACCUUUGCCAACCUCUCCUCAAACAAGGGAGUCCCUUUUCCGAGAGCACGCAAAGCCAGAGCAUAAAACAGAUCAGACUGCAGCUGCCUCUCCCCAGGGUGCUGUGUUGUAUGAGGAAAACAAGCUCCCCUCGUCAGCAAGUAGUCUGGAAAGGUCCAUGGGGCUUCAUGAAGUUCGAUGUGGCACUUCAGAGGUGGAGUCAUUGCCUGUAGGAGCAACAUUCCCCUGGAGCUCAACAGUCGACCAAGCAGACUUCAGUUUGUUGAAGUGGAUCACAUCAACUCCACUGUUCAGCCACAUUGGGACUGUUUUACAGGUGUCAUCAAGCAGUUUACAAAAUGAAACACAGGACAGUAUGUGUGUGCUUGGCUCUUCUUUGCAUGUGGACUUCAAAGGCUUAAAAGAAGAGAGUUCAAAUAACUUGCAGGACAAAACGAAAGGAACCCCAGCAGAUCAUUGUAAAAAUGACAAUUCUGAGACCACCUUUUUAUGACGUGGGCCAUAAAUAUAUUUAUAUAUUUUAUAUUUGCACACAUUUAUAGUGAGAUUGCUCUAUUUGUUUCCAAAGGUGAAACAGAAAAUCAAAGGUACAGAAUGAUUAUUUAAGAAUGUUUAAAUACAGUUUAUUGAAAUAAGAGCUUUAAAUAUAAAAAGAAACACUUGAAAGUUGCAUUUAUAUUGUUUUAUUUUUUCAUCUCAUUUUGUAAAGAAAUGCCUUUUCUUUAUUUUUCAAAUGCUUCUCUUUUAUUCUGACACAUACUGUAAAAGCAAAGGAUCUAUCUACCAUAUUUGAAAGGAUUAGAUUCAGCAACAAUUAUUGAUAUCAUUAUAGGCCAUUCAGUAAUCAAGGAGAAAAAACCAUGAUAAUAAAGAGUCACUAUAUUCCA
Messenger RNA from Oenanthe melanoleuca, 1823 nucleotides. Its product is annotated as phospholipid-transporting ATPase VA-like. The transcript is spliced from 6 exons. NCBI's taxonomy places the organism in Eukaryota, Metazoa, Chordata, Aves, Passeriformes, Muscicapidae. Gene Ontology annotation, cellular component: plasma membrane. Gene Ontology annotation, molecular function: ATPase-coupled intramembrane lipid carrier activity. The record is from RefSeq and is a predicted model, not a curated record. Bases 29 to 1429 code for a protein of 466 amino acids. Gene Ontology annotation, biological process: phospholipid translocation.